Molecule: messenger RNA, 906 nt
Organism: Girardinichthys multiradiatus
Lineage: Eukaryota; Metazoa; Chordata; Actinopteri; Cyprinodontiformes; Goodeidae
Exons: 4
Coding region: 121-906 (261 amino acids)
Source: RefSeq, a predicted model, not a curated record
UUCUGUAAGAUUUGUAACUGCGAUUUUAGUGUCUCCCACAGGGGAAGGAACGACAUCAGUCAGCAUGAAAUAUCGACCAAGCACAAGCACUGGCUAGAGGCACAGAAACAUGCCCAGGCGAUGUCAACAUUUGUGACUAGAAAUACCACCGAGGCAGACCAGGUCAUAAAUGCGGAGGUUAAAAUGGCAAUGCUGUGUGCCAAAAACAAUGUUGCUUUCAACUUCUGUGAUGACUUCAAUAAGUGUGUAGCUGAAAUGUUCCCGGACUCUGCUAUCGCACGAAAAUUCUCAGCGGGCAAAACCAAGGCUACCCAACUCAUCAAAGGUGCCAUAGCAGCAGAGCUAGAUGACAAGUUGGCCAAAACAUGCCGAUCUCAGCCAUUUUCUGUGAUGUGCGACGAAUCGAACAACAGAAAAGCAAAUAAAGAAUUCGUCAUCCUAACUAUACUCUACGAUGAGGCCACUCUGCAGGUCGUUACAAGAUUCAUGGAGAUGCCUGUAUGCAACGUGGGAAAUGCAGAAAAUCUGUAUGAAAAACUGAGUGAAGCACUAAGAAAAAGAGGCAUCCCAUGGGAGAACCUGAUAGCCUUUAACUCUGAUAAUGCGAGUGUCAUGAAAGGCAGAUACAACUCUGUUAUCAGCAGAUUGAAACAGAGCCAGCCCCACGUCCAGGACCUUGGCUGCAUCUGCCACCUAGCACAACUGGCCACUGGCUGUGGCAUCAGAGCAGCCCAGGCCUACUUUAACAGUCAUGAGGAGGUGGAGAGGGGUGCCAAAGUGCGCGAUCUAGCAAGCCAUCUGCGUGAUCCAAUCGUGAAGGCUUACUUCAUGUUCCUGAGUGUUGCCCUUAAGCCUUUAUCUGAAUUUAAUAUUGUCUUCCAAGUGGGUGUCAAUCAUAUUGGAUGA